Molecule: messenger RNA, 4973 nt
Organism: Pristis pectinata (smalltooth sawfish)
Lineage: Eukaryota; Metazoa; Chordata; Chondrichthyes; Rhinopristiformes; Pristidae
Exons: 35
Coding region: 203-4855 (1550 amino acids)
Biological process (GO): proteolysis; acrosome reaction
Molecular function (GO): protein binding; serine-type endopeptidase activity
Source: RefSeq, a predicted model, not a curated record
GGCAAUAGUCUGCGGGGAGAACACAUUGGAUUUGUCUAUUGGAAACAUAAGAGGAUGGCAAUUGGUUAUCAUCUCUCUCUUUUACCAGGUAUCUGAAAUAUCAGUCUACUUGACCAAUGUAGAUGGAAUAGUUCCUGUGAAGAAUAGCCCACAAAAAGCAAAUGAGAAGUCCAAACUAUCACAGAAAUGUCGGUUUGGUGAAAUGACUGAGUGUUUCUUUAUAAACAAAAAAAUUAUCCUCCUCACUCUGAUGGUUCUUGUUAUUGUAAUAAUAACUUGGACCUUAUUGUGGGUCUUUGUUUUGAGAACUCAAAACAACAAUGCUUUAUAUUUUGCUGGAUUAUUCCGCAUAGCUGAUGUUGAAUUUAUUCCUGAGUAUCGGAGAAAGGACUCCCCUGAAUUUCUCUACAUGGCAGAUAAAGUUCAGCAAGUGAUGAAUAAUGUUUAUCGAAAAUCACUUUUCUCCAAGUUAUACAAGCAAUCGACCAUUUCUGACUUGAGUGACAACAACAAUGGUGGUGUUCUUGUUCAUUUCUGGAUUGUCUUUGUGGUCCCAAAUGUGAAGGCUUUGUUUGUGUGUGAGGAUUGUGUCAGUGCUAUCUUAAAGGAUUCUAUCCAGACAAGCCUGGUAAACCGUACAUCAGUUGGUUAUCUCCUUGGACUUCCCGUGGACAUGGACUCGAUUGUUGUUAAUGCUGGCCUGCGUUCAGAUUAUAUCGCUACAGCUACAACAAAUUCAAAAUAUGUUAUUGAUAAGCAUGCAGAGCAGGCUGGUAUUUCUAUUCCUCUUAACUUCUCUGCUGCCUCUGGACGGGUGAACUGCCACUUCAAGUUCACUUCACUGCUAGGACAUGUCAUUCGCCUCUCUCUCAUCACCCUGCAGAUUGAACCUGAUAACUGUGUUACAGAUUCACUCCAUAUUUAUGACUCGCUCAUGCCUAUCAGAAGUAGGAAAUUAUACCGAGCCUGUGAACCCUUUGGUUCUUUCCCGGUUUCUUUUGUAUCAACUGGCAAUGGCAUGUUUCUGUCAUUCAAAUCCCUCAGUGUGCAUGGAAAGAAAGAAAUAAAGGGAUAUUUUGAAGCAAUUCCCAAGGAAAAAUUUGAAAACACUAUACUUUCAACAGAUGGAACAAAAUUGGAGGGAAACAUAACCAGUCCAUAUUAUCCAAGUUAUUACCCUCUAAAAUGUAGCUCUACAUGGAAAUUUAAGACUUCUGCACCUUCUUUUGGAUUAGCGUUGAAAUUUCAUAACUACACCUUGAAGGAAAAAGGACUUGAAGGAUGUGAUCAUGGAUGGUGGAAAAUAAAUGAAAAGAUGUACUGUGGUUAUCAAAUAGACCACCAGACAGUAUUCCACAUAACUAAUUUCCUGGUUAGUAUCACAUUCCAGUGCAGUGGAAAACAAGCAAGCAAGGCAUUUCUGGCAGAGUUCAGCAGCUACAACAUCAGCCAACCUUGUCCUAAUGGAUAUUAUGUCUGCUCCACUGGUCUGUGCAUCCGACAGUCUCAACGUUGUGAUGGAUCAGAUGACUGCUUUGAUGAAAGUGAUGAAGUAUUUUGUUCUCUACCACCAAAAAUAUGCAACACAAGUUCUCCAAGGCAUUAUCACUACUUCAUCUGUAAUGGAGUCAAAGAUUGUGAGAAUGGCACAGAUGAACUUAAUUGCACAGAUUCUGUGCCCUGUACAAACAUUACCUAUAAAUGCAAGAAUAAUCUGUGUAUUCUGAAGAAGAAUGCUAAAUGUGAUGGAACCAUAGACUGCUUGGAUGGAAGUGAUGAAAUGAGUUGUGAUUGUGGCAACAAAAUACGGCACGGAAGUCGAAUCGUAGGAGGAUCCAGUGCUCAAGACGGAGCGUGGCCUUGGCAAGUCAGCCUUCACUUUUCUGGAUCACCUUAUUGUGGAGCAUCAGUGAUAACAAAGGAGUGGCUUAUAUCUGCAGCACACUGCUUUCAAGGGGAAAAGAUGUCCGAUCCCAGACCAUGGAUAGCUCAUUUAGGAAUGCAUACUCAAGGAAAUGCAAGGUUUACAAGUGAGCUCAAAAGAAUCCUCGUCCAUGAAUACUACAAUGGCCGGAACUUUGACUAUGAUAUUUCACUGCUAAAACUGAAAACACCUUGGCCAGACAGACCAGCAUCAGCAAUCCAACCAAUUUGUGUUCCUUCACCGGCUCAAGUGGUACCAAAUGGAGAGAGAUGCUGGGUAACUGGCUGGGGACAAAAGCAAGAAAUGGAUAACAGUGAUCCUACCGUUCUUCAAGAAGCAGAAGUUGAGAUCAUAAAUCAGUCACUCUGUCGUUCCACCUAUAGACUCAUCACUCCACGUAUGCUGUGUGCGGGAUUGUUAUCUGGCAAAAGAGAUGCUUGUCGUGGCGACUCUGGAGGACCAUUAUCUUGUCAAGAAAAAGUUGGUGGAAGAUGGUUUCUAACUGGUAUUGUGAGCUGGGGUCAUGGAUGUGGAAGACCCAAUUUUCCUGGAGUUUAUACAAGAGUGUCAAAGUUUGCUACAUGGAUCCAGCAGCAUGUCUCUGCCUUGCCAAAAACUGAUGACCUCACAUACAGGGCGAUGCGAUUACUUUCAAAGCAGCGGAUCAGUGAGGUCUUCGCUAUUUCAGAAACAGCCGCUCACCAGCAGAAACAGGCAAGACCCACCUUUGGCCAGAUAAGACCAACUGGAAAAAAAUUCAGCACCUCAGGUGAAAUUGCUGAAUACUGUGCUUUGGCCAAUUUAGAGAAGGACGUGAAGACUUUGGAACUUGAAAUAAUUAAUGAGGAUGUCUUGGGGAUGGUCCACAUUACAGCAGAGGAAAUACUGGAUGGCUUAAAGCGAAUGAAGGUAGAUGAAUCUCCAGGGCCUGAUCAGUUUUCAGAACUGUAUGAGCCAUCUAUAUUGGGGAAAUAUUACCUGAAAUCAGUCAUCACUGCAUUUAGUGAAGGAGAGGAAGGGCUUCGAGCCUAUUACUGGAGUAAGUUCUCGGCUCCAGAGGAUGUAGCACACUACAUCAAGAAUACAACUACAUCUAAUUUGCAACAAGUCAAUGGAAAAAAGUUGAAAAUACCCCUGCUGAACUCUUCUGAAGAGAUUUCCUCUAUUGAAGAAGAUUUUGAUGUUUACACAAUUGAGCUAUUUGCUUCAGGUUCUGAAGAAUAUGACCUAACUGUCAAGUCGGCGAUUUCUUUUGAUCUCUAUGCAAAACCAGGCAACAAUCGGACACUGACGCUAACUCGGCCAAAAAGAUCCUAUUACCAAUGGCGACUGCGAGUUCCAGCGGGCCAUAUUGUGCAUUUAGUGAUUCUGACACUACAUGGGGCAAUUCCAGGAAACUGUGCAAUCCACAAACUAUCAGCCUAUGAUUUUCUUCUCCCCAUACAGAACAAAAUAAUUGCACGGUGGUGUGGAUCACCUGUCAGUUGGAAUCCUCCAGUUAUCAGAUUGACUUCAUCUGGCAAUGUGAUGUUGGUGACAUUUUCGUCAAAAAUUCCAAGAGGUGGUGCAGUAUUUAAAGCCUAUUUUGAAGCUAUUCGUAAAAGAGGUUGUGGUGGCAACUUCAUAUCCUGGAAUGGUUCCUUGAGCUCUCCUUUUUAUCCUCGCUACUACCCACCCAAGAUUGACUGUACCUGGACUAUAACUACACCUGCUGUAGGAUAUAUUAUAGCCCUUUCUGUUAUCGUUUUGGAAAUCCAAGAGAGAUCCCAAGGUUCAAGAUACUGUGAUAGGGACUGGUUGGAGAUUGAUGGAAUCAGAUACUGCAAUCAAGUAACUGAGGGAGGUUUUCACAAGGUUUAUGGAAGAUCUGUCAAAAUUAAGUUUUCUUCUGAUCAGUCAGUUACCCACAAAGGAUUUUAUUUGGAAUACAGAGCUUUUAGCUAUGAGGAUCAUUGCUAUUUCACGUGCCCAAGUGGUACCUGCAUUCUCCACAGAUCUGUUUGUGAUGGAAUAAAUGAUUGUGCAGAUGAAAGUGAUGAACUAAACUGUACAAGAACACUCCAUAAAGGUUGCCCCUUGUCUUCAUAUAAAUGCCAUAAUGGAAAAUGUCUGAACAAGAUCAAUCCAGAGUGUGAUGGGAAGAGGGACUGCCAGGAUGGUUCUGAUGAAUCAGGCUGUGGUUGUGGAACUAGCCCAACUAAAAGAACAAAAAUAGUCGGGGGUGAAGAUGCCAAGAAUGGAAAAUGGCCUUGGCAAGUUAGUCUGCAGAUGGGAUUGUAUGGACACAUAUGCGGUGCAUCCAUCAUCUCAAAUCGUUGGCUUGUUUCAGCUGGCCAUUGCUUCCAAGACUCUGACUCUAUACGAUAUUCCACAUCAUCAGCUUGGACUGCAUAUCUAGGCUUGCAGUUAAUGAAUAGAAUGAACUCCAGGAUAGUGACCAGAUCAAUUAACAGGAUCGUUACCCAUCCCAAAUAUGAUGAAUUCACAUCAGAUUAUGAUAUUGCAUUGUUAGAGUUGAAGACACCAGUCUUCUUCAGCGAUUCCAUCCAACCUGUCUGCUUACCAGCCACUACUCAUAUCUUCAGUACCACUGCAAACUGCUAUGUCACUGGCUGGGGAGUCUUGGGAGAAGAUGGUGAACUAGCAACAGUUCUUCAGGAGGCUAGUGUGAAAAUUAUUCCUCUUGGUAUUUGUAAUAAGCUGUAUGAGAACUCUGUGACUUCCAGAAUGCUUUGUGCAGGCUAUCUUCAUGGUGGAGUUGAUGCAUGCCAGGGAGAUUCUGGAGGUCCAUUGGUUUGUCUGGGCAAGAGAAGAAAAUGGUUUCUCGCAGGAAUAGUUAGCUGGGGAGAAGGAUGUGCUCGACGUAAUCGUCCUGGAGUUUAUACUCGUGUUUCUAGAUUUUCUGACUGGAUCAAGCAACAAAUCAAUUGAAACUUCAGUUCAUUCAAUGAGGGUAUUCAUCCUGCUUCCUCAGCACUGUUUUUCCACUUGUGACUCUCAAGCGAGCCUGAAGCAUGCUUAUUGACUGCAUAAGCUAUCGCUUGGAAGA